CCCCAGACCCGGAAGAUGCGGGUCAUGGCGCCCCGAACCCUCUUCCUGCUGCUCUCGGGGGCCUUGGUCCUGACACAGACCUGGGCGGGCUCCCACUCCCUGAGGUAUUUCUACACCGUGGUGUCCCGGCCCGGCCGCGGGGAGCCCCGCUUCAUCGCCGUCGGCUACGUGGACGACACGCAGUUCGUGCGGUUCGACAGCGACGCCGCGAGUCCGAGGAUGGAGCCGCGGGCGCCGUGGAUGGAGCAGGAGGGGCCGGAGUAUUGGCAAGAAGAGAUGCGGAUCUACAAGGAGCAUGCACGGAUUUUCCGAGUGGAACUUAACAACCUGCGGGGCUACUACAACCAGAGCGAGGCUGGGUCUCACACCCUCCAGGCGGUGUUUGGCUGCGACGUGGGCCCAAAGGGGCGCCUUCUCCGCGGGUACAGUCAGUUCGCCUACGAUGGUGCCGAUUACAUAGCCCUGAACGAGGACCUGCGCUCCUGGACCGUGGCGGACACGGCGGCUCAGAUCACCCGGCGUAAGUUGGAGGCGACCGGUGCAGCGGAGCACCACAGGAACUACCUGGAGGGCAAGUGCGUGGAGUGGCUCCGCAGAUACCUGGAGAACGGGAAGGAGACGCUACAGCGCGCAGACCCCCCAAAGACAUGUGUGACUCACCACCCCAUCUCUGACCGUGAGGUCACCCUGAGGUGCUGGGCCCUGGGCUUCUACCCUGUGGAGAUCACUCUGACCUGGCAGCGGGACAGGGAGGACCUGACCCAGGACAUGGAGCUUGUGGAAACCAGGCCUUCAGGGGACGGGACCUUCCAGAAGUGGGCUGCUGUGGUGGUGCCUUCUGGAGAGGAGGAGAGGUACACGUGCCACGUGCAGCACGGGGGGCUGUCUGAGCCCCUCACCCUGAAAUGGGACCCGCCUCCUCAGUCCACCAUCCCCACUGUGGGCAUCAUUGCUGACCUGAUUCUCUUUGUGGUCACUGGAGCUGUGGUGGCUGGAGCUGUGAUCUGGAGGAAGAAGUGCUCAGGUGGAAAUGGAGGGAGCUACACUCAGGCUGCAAGUAGUGACAGUGCCCAGGGCUCUGAUGUGUCUCUAAAGGCAGCAUGAGACAGCUGUCUUGUAGGAGGCUGAGUGAUGCAAGAUUUGUUCCUGUCCUACCACAUUGUGACUUCAGGAAUCUGUGACUUCUGUUUCCGCAAAGGGCAUCUGAGUGUGUCUGCGUUCCUAUUAGCAUAAUGAGAGGAAGUGGAGAGACCGGUCUCCCUUGUGACCUCCUCCCCACACUGACCUGUGUUCUCUUUCCUGAUCGACUUUCCUCUUCCAGCAGAGGCAGGGCUGGGCUGUCUCUAUCCCUGUCUUAAUUUCGUGUUGCACUGAGCUAUAACUUUUUACUUCUUUAUUGAAAGUAAGAAUCUGGAUAUGAACUUGUUUUUUCAAAUUCUUGCCGUGAGGGAUUGGUGGAUUAAUUAAAGGAGAAGAUUCCUAAAAUUUGAGAGGGGAAAUAAAUGGAAGCACUGAGAACCUU
This is a messenger RNA of Diceros bicornis minor, 1522 nucleotides long. RefSeq names its product patr class I histocompatibility antigen, A-2 alpha chain-like. Gene Ontology annotation, biological process: positive regulation of T cell mediated cytotoxicity; antigen processing and presentation of endogenous peptide antigen via MHC class Ib; antigen processing and presentation of endogenous peptide antigen via MHC class I via ER pathway, TAP-independent. The record is from RefSeq and is a predicted model, not a curated record. The transcript is spliced from 8 exons. Gene Ontology annotation, molecular function: signaling receptor binding; peptide antigen binding. Gene Ontology annotation, cellular component: external side of plasma membrane. Lineage: Eukaryota; Metazoa; Chordata; Mammalia; Perissodactyla; Rhinocerotidae. Bases 16 to 1104 code for a protein of 362 amino acids.